UUUUGGAACCUGUUAUCAGUUUGCUGUCUGAUCCUGACUUUUUCAACCGAAUCUUGGUGAACGUGUUGGAUACUGCAGCAUACAAGACCCAACCACUUUUGAAUGAAAUGGUAUUGUGCAACACCAAAGAUGAGCGUGAAACAGAAAAUACUACAAGCAGAGAAGAAGAGAUGACAAAGAAGAAAAUGGAACAGAAAGGUGUUAAAGCAAAACAGUUUUUUAAAAAAGUAGCCAAUAAAAUGAAGAAGAAAACAAAAUCAAUACUUGAUGGGGAUCUCCAAAAACCAGAUAAGCAAGAAGGAAGUACUUUCUAUUUUAGAUCGGCUCUUAAAGAUGCAGAAGUUGAUGAAGGCCUUUUACAGGAUGAUGACAGGAGUUCCGAAGAGGGCCUGGAUACAGAUGGAAAUAUUUCUGACUCUGAUGCAUGCAUGGAGUUUGAACCAGUAAAUCCUUUUCACGUUUGGCAGGUUGGAUACUGGAAAGCUGAAGUCCUAAAGAUUUUUAAUGCAGAAAAGAGCUUUAGGUGUGUCAUCUUAGUAAAAGAUGCCAAGAACCCCGAAAUUAUGAAUUGGAAAAUCAAAAAGGAUCUUUGUGAAUUUGUUGACCUGCAGAAAAAUCUAAGCAAG
Molecule: messenger RNA, 626 nt
Organism: Protopterus annectens (West African lungfish)
Lineage: Eukaryota; Metazoa; Chordata; Ceratodontiformes; Protopteridae
Source: RefSeq, a predicted model, not a curated record